Molecule: messenger RNA, 3009 nt
Organism: Megalobrama amblycephala (Wuchang bream)
Lineage: Eukaryota; Metazoa; Chordata; Actinopteri; Cypriniformes; Xenocyprididae
Product: B-cell receptor CD22-like
Exons: 11
Coding region: 31-1521 (496 amino acids)
Source: RefSeq, a predicted model, not a curated record
ACAGUCAGUCAUUUGGUUGCUGUUGAUCUGAUGAGCUUCAACACGAUAUAUUUGAUGCUGAUGUUGGUCAGAAUGGCUCCUGCUCUUCCUCUGAUCUUUCUGCUCAUGAUUCACAGGGUUUCUAGUGCUGAUUGGGGUGUGAGUUACAGUCCUUCACACAUCUGUGCACUAAAGGACUCAUCAGUGAUAAUGAACUGCACUUAUACAUACCCUACUGGACAUCAGAUUGAGAGAGUGUUCUGGAGCAAGACAAAAAACUAUAAACUGGACACAGAAGAGUUUCCAGAUCUGUCUGAGGACCCUGAAUACAGUCAGAGGCUUCAGUAUCUGGAAGAUAAACAGCAGAACUGCACCAUCAGACUGAGUCAUGUGACACUGAAGGAUUCACACAUGUACUAUUUCAGAUUCACCACUGAUAAAGACAAAUGGAUUGGUUAUCCCGGAGUGACUCUUACUGUCACAGAUCUUCAGGUGGAGUCUCCUGAGAGAGUGACAGAGGGAGAUUCAGUCCGUCUGACAUGUAAAAGCAGCUGCACUCUGACUGACAGAGCAACAUUCAUCUGGUACAGAAACUCACAGCCAUUAACUGAGAGAAGAGACAGAAACAAUGAACUCCUGCUGCAGUCAGUCAGAAGAGAGGAUGCAGGCAGAUAUAGCUGUGCUGUACACGGACACAAUCACAUCUCUCCUGCUGUUCAGAUCAAUGUCAUGUACCCUCCAAAGAAUGUCUCAGUGUCCAUCAGUCCAUCUGGUGAAAUAGUGUCAGGAGAUUCAGUGACUCUGAUCUGCAGCAGUGAUUCAAACCCUCCUGCAGAAAUCAGCUGGUUUAAAGGAGGAACGUUUGUAGGAUCUGGAAGAAUCUACAGCAUCUCAAAGAUCAGCUCUGAUGACAGUGGAGAAUACAAGUGCAGAUCCAUCAAUGAACAUGGAGAAAAAUACUCUGAUGCUGUGACUUUAAACAUCAUGUACCCACCCAGGAACGUCUCCAUCAUUCAGUCUGGUCAGAUUUGGGCAGGAGAUUCAGUGACUCUGAUCUGCAGCAGUGAUUCAAACCCUCCUGCAGAAAUCAGCUGGUUUAAGGAGAAUGAAAGCUCAGCUGUUGGAUCUGGACAGAGUUUCAGUGCACUACAGAGUGGACGCUUCUACUGUCAGGCUCACAAUCAACAUGGAUCUCAGAGAUCAGACGCUGUAACUGUCACAGUUCAUCAUGGUGCUGGUAGGAAUGUGAUUGUGAUCGCAGCGACAUCUGGAGGAUUAUUCUUCAUCAUCAUCAUCAUCACAAUCAUCAUUAUAAUGAGGAAACGAAGGGAUGGUCAAACUGAAGAUCUCACAGUGAAACAGAUCUCUGAUCCCAAUGAAGACACAUAUACAGCUCUUGAGCUCAAGUCCACGACCUAUGACCUGUACGACACACUCACAACGGUUCAUCCCAGAGCUCCUGAAGACUCCUGCAGGACUCUUGAUCCUCAGAGCUUUUCUAAACAUGAGAAUCCAUCAAUCAACAGGAAGAUGCUGCAGUAAGAGGCGGAGCAUGAAGGAACCAAUCCUGAGCUCUGUGGGCGGAGCCACAUAUGAUUGACAGGGAUCAUCAGUGAUGAGUCACUAAAGAUGUUUAUUUCUGUAUAGUUGAAGAAACAUGAUGAAACAUGAUGAAAGUAAAAAAGCUGGUGAAUUGUCAUUGUGUAAAAAAAUUCAAAUUAAGGGGCCGUUUACACGACUAAACUUUUUAUGAGUUUUGGCUGUUCAUUUACACCACAAUGACAUUUUGGGGUACUGAAAACUCAAACUUUUGAAGAAAAGGGGUUUCAAAGUGCAAGUUUUUGAAAACAAUACUGUUAUCAUAUUUGUGUAAAAUACAAAAACAGGAAUUUGUUAAAAAGGUGACGUCAUGCACGUGUGUUACAUGUUCAGUCUAUAGGAGCGUAAUGUUUCUUUACAAAGUGACAUCGCCACCUACUGGCCAUGUUUUAGAUGGAUUUAACUCAAUUAAAGUAGUCACAUGACCCUGAUCUCAACUGGUUGCUUACUGAUGCUUUGCUGGACCUAAACCAGCCAGCCACUGUCUGAAUAUAUAUUGGUUUGACUGUAUAUAAAUCAUAGCCUAUAUAAUCAUAAUCAUAAUCAUAAUUUUUAAUCGUUUUCACGGAUCCAUGUAAACAGGAAUCAUUUUAAUAACAUAGUUUUCUUUAUGCAAAAAAAAAGAAAAAAAAAAAGAAAAACGUUUCAGUUUUUAAGACACAUCGUUGUCGUGUAACCGUACCCUGAGUCAGAGAUGUUCAGUGGUGGAUACUAGAUGUCUUCACGGGUCGAUUUGGAUCUGAAAACCAGAGAUCUGACCAGAGACUCGAGAGGAUUCGGGUCCAAAACUUUGACGAGGGCCUCGGAUACGGUUCGGGUCUGAUAUAGUAGCUUCAGGUCUUGGGUAAUUUAAAACAAAUGGACCCAAAGAAGACCUGAAUUAUUUUAAAAUAUGCCAUAACCAUGUCAGGUGUUUAACAAUAUUUUAUUAUUUAAGACAAAUACAUAUUAAAUCAUUCUAGGACAACAUUAUUAUCCCUGUUUUUCUGUCAAUAUGUGCUUCUUUGAUUUCGCCAGGCAGCUCAGUCUGGAAACUCAUACAUUCAUUUCUACUGCUUCUGUUACACUUUUGCGGGAACCAAUCACAGACUGGCUUAUCCAGCUUGCUCGCUAUUGGCGGGUAUAACACGAUGACGAAGCGACGGGAAGCACGACCAUCAAUCCAAUUCAUUUUAACCUCUCGACGAUGCUGAAUGACUUCUUUAGUUUAGCAAACAAAUCGCUCGAGUGGGUGUAAAUAUCACUCACUUUCAUGUUUUUUUUGCAAUGACUGGGCACUUAAUCUGGACCAAAUGUACACUAACAAGAAGCGACACUCAAUAGAACGAUCCAUUGCAAAGACUGUUGGACUCUGGCGUACUGUGUUAUUGUUAUUAUAUGACAAUGAUGACAAUUGUUAUUGUUAUUUCAAGCAUUUAAUAAUAAUAAUAA